AAGAAGAGGAGGUGAAUAACAGGUCGGAAGAAAAACAACUUCUUUAAGGCAAGACAUACAUGCUGGGUGAGUCAACAAUAAGGACUGCAGCGGUAAGGCCUAAGUCUGGUUAAAGGCUUAUUAAAGAGCGGGCAAGACAGAGAGAGAAAGAGAGAGAGAGAGAGAGAGAGAGAGAGAGAGAGGGCGGAGGGAAUAAUGAGAAGGAGAAGAUAGCCGCUCAUUCAGCUGGUUAGGCGCAUGCAGGCAAGCCUGUGCUUGCACGUUCCUUGAGAAUAGAUUGCUGGACCCAGUUGCCCCUUUCUAAUGACCCUUCUUGUUAGCCUCGGAAACGGAAAGCCUGUUCAUUAGAAGUGCAGGUCCGCUCACCUCGGCGCGCAUCCCCGCGCUCACACUCACCCGAGCUGUUUUACACUCAUAAAUGCGCGCGCAUUCCAGGUUAAAAAUUUGGGUUCUAGUCGAUCAGGAGCUAUUUACAUCCCAUCCAGGUUCCACCCUGCCUAUGGCAUAUAAUGAAACACAAUGUCUUUGCAAAAAAAAAAAGAUCUGCUAACCGCAUGUGUAAACGUCUUGGACGCUUCAUAUACAUAUGACCAUACACAUAUGUAGGAUUGUUGAAAAUGUUGAUUGAGAAGGAGUAUGGAAGCAUGGAGAAAAUAAAACAGAAAUAGAAAGAGAAGAAAUCUGGACACUCAUAACAUAAACAGCACUUAAUGAGAUGUAGCUGGGAGAGCCACUGUUCACCGUCAAACUGGCGACAUAAAUUUAAUGCGAAUUAAAAAUGUUAUUCUUAUUGGAUGAAAGGACAAAUUUUGGUCCUCUGUCAGGCAUGGACAUUGUGAGGAAUGCUGCUCGAAAAAGUAAACUAAAACAAAAUCUUUUCCUUGAUGCGUACGUCAGUAUCACCAAACAUUUUUUUUAAAUAUAUAUUUUUAAUGCUCUUCCUUUUGUAUGAGGUAUUUUCCUAUAGUAUCUGUAAAUUUUUGCUUUUGAGUUACUAAUGCAUAUUAAUUACCUUGGUUCCUACUGAAAUAGAACUGGAUUUCAAAUUACAGUUGAUCUUUUCAAUUUUCUAAUAUUAUUGUAUGCAUGCUAAAGCAAAAACAAUAUGAUAUUAUUAUUAUUAUUAUUAUUAUUAUUAUUAUUAUUAUUAUUAUUAUUUAUGAGUCCUUUUUGGAGUGCGCGUGUUGUGUACUCUAAUGCAGAACCUGAAGUAGCCCACUCAGAUAAAUUAUUGAUUCCCCAUGGGGAGUAGUAAAUAUAUAUACAAAGAAAGCUGGCAGUUUCACGCCACAUCACAAAAUCUUAAGAGAUGAAACGCAUUGCUUGGCACUUUAUCUUGUUUUAAUGAUAAAGCUUCGUUUGACUCGUACACGGUGUGUUUACUAUUACGCCUUUAACGAGUAGAUUCAGGUGUGCAGAAUUAUUCACGGAAUAAAUAUAUUAUAAAACUAAUCAUCAAGAAAUAUUAUUUUAUCUACAUUGUAAUGGUAUGCCGUAUAAACAUUGCAUUAGUGAUGGUCAGUAAUUACUGAUAAUUGGCAAUGAAAAUGGUUAUGAUUGUUACCAUUAUUUUGUAAUUGUAAUGAUUUUGGCGUAUCAAACUAUUGUCUUGUGCAGUAGCUAAAUUUACACCAGUCCCAGUUUUCACAAGUUUCAGUGUACAAACAUCACUGGCCACAAGAAGCGAAUACACUGUGGCGUGAAGGGCCUCCUUGAUUAUCCUAAUUAAGUUCUGUCUAAUUAAAUUACUGUCACGUGUUAACCAAUAGCAAAAGUCGAUUCAUUAACGAUGCAGGCGGCAGGAAUGAAAAGCGAAAGCCCCCUCGAUUGCAAAAGGUAGUGUCAACUGGCUGAUUUGCUUUCUUGCGCAAAGUAGCUCCGACCGCGGGAAGGCGUUUUUUUUUCUCUCCCGGGUUAACUUCGCGAGGCGUUAAGCCUGCGGUCUCACGUCGCACGCGUUAAUUGCCGCUUGCCGUCGUCGAGAGCUAUGCAGCUCGAGCACUGCAUCUCGCCAGCUCUCGCGCUCUCCAAGAAAUGUUUGAGUGUGGGCAGUGGCUACCCAAACUCAGAGGUUUCUGAUCUCGCCUUGCACGGCCAUCCUAUUACAUCUGCUCGUGACAACCUGGAGAGAAGUUCACCCCUGAAAAAAAACUCCGCUGGGAUGACGAAUCAGUCAGAGGCGGACAAUUUUGCCGACUCUAAGGACUCGUCGGGAGACGUGCAGAGAGGCAAACUCUCUCCAGCGCUCGACGGAGUCGCUGACAUUCGUCACAACUUCGAUGGAUCUGCUGGAGAAAGGUAUCUCCUGUCACAGUCCAGCCAAACUCAGCCGCUCUCAGCCAGCCCCGCCGCCAUGUUCCCAUACCCCAGCCAGCAUGGACCAGCGCACCCGGCAUUUUCCAUCGGAAGCCCGAGUCGCUACAUGGCGCAUCAUCCUGUCAUAACGAACGGAGCUUACAACAGUUUGCUGAGUAACACUUCACCACAGGGCUACCCGAGCGCCGGCUACCCGUACGCGCAGCAGUACGGCCACGCGUACCAAGGCGCCGCUUUCUACCAGUUCAGCUCGGCACAGGCCGGACUGAUACCCGGUAAAGCACAAAUCUACCUGUGCAACAGGGCACUAUGGCUGAAGUUUCAUCGACAUCAGACCGAAAUGAUUAUAACCAAGCAAGGGCGGCGAAUGUUCCCUUUUUUAAGUUUCAAUAUAUCCGGCCUGGACCCGACAGCUCACUACAACAUUUUUGUUGAUGUGAUACUGGCGGAUGCGAACCAUUGGCGCUUUCAGGGAGGGAAAUGGGUUCCGUGCGGCAAAGCGGACACCAAUGUGACAGGAAACAGAGUGUACAUGCACCCAGAUUCUCCCAACACUGGCGCGCACUGGAUGCGUCAAGAGAUUUCGUUUGGAAAGCUGAAGUUAACUAACAACAAAGGAGCUUCGAACAACACGGGACAGAUGGUGGUGCUUCAGUCUCUGCAUAAAUACCAGCCGCGGCUUCAUGUGGUGCAGGUGAACGAAGACGGAACGGAGGACACGAGCCAACCUGGCCGCGUGCAGACCUUCACCUUCCCCGAAACUCAGUUUAUCGCUGUCACGGCCUAUCAAAAUACCGAUAUUACACAGCUAAAAAUUGACCACAAUCCAUUUGCAAAAGGAUUCCGGGACAAUUAUGACACCGUCUACACAGGUUGCGACAUUGAUCGCUUGACGCCGUCCCCGGGUGAGUCUCCGCGCUCUCAGCUCAUGCCGAGUGCGCGCUACGCCGCCAUGCCGGGCUCUUUCCUGCAGGACCAGUUUGUCAGCUCGUAUGCCAAGUCCCGCUUUCACCCUGGCGUCGGUGGCGCUCCUGGCACGGACCGCGGCGUCCCGCUCGGCAACAGCUUGCUUUCGCCGCAGCAAACCGACGAGACCGCGGUGGGCUCCCCGCAGCGCUGGUUCGUCACCCCGGCCAACAACCGACUGGACUUCGCCGCCUCGGCGUACGACGCUGCUGCCGCGGCCGAUCUCGCGGGCAACGCGGCCACGCUGCUCUCGUACGCGGCCGCCGGAGUUAAAACUCUGCCACUGCCCGCGGCAGGCUGCUCUAACCGAGCCCUGGGCUACUACGGCGAGGCGACAGCGUGGGGAACGCGCACUCCGCCUCAGUACUGCGGUAAAUCGGGUGCUGUGCUCCCCUGUUGGCCAUCCAACACGGUAGCGGGCCGGACAGCGGCUGCGGGUUACCUGGUGGGUCUAGACGAGGGCGACCCUGUCGCGCCAGAGAGAUCCCCGCUGGGCACAAACGACGACGCCAAACCCAAGGACCUGUCCGAGUCCAGCUGGAUAGAGACGCCCUCCUCAAUUAAGUCGAUCGACUCGAGUGAUUCGGGCAUUUUCGAGCAAGCCAAGCGGAGGAGGAUCUCUCCAUCUGCCACGCCGGUUUCGGAAACAGCAUCGCCGUUAAAAUCCGAAAUGCUGACGCCCAGGGAGUGCGAGAAGAACUGCUCCAAGGACAUUGGCUACUACAGCUUCUAUUCACACAGUUAGACACUGGAACUAGUCGUAAAGCAGAGCAUGGCUCCUGCCACGACAAGUUCAAAGAAUUCGAUUCAUAUUUAUCUAUUUAUUCAUAUUUUAUUUUGGCUAUUUAUUUAUCUAUUUAUUCGUGCAUUUAUUUGUAUAUUUAGAUCUACUAAGCUACGCGGCCUAUCCUUCUUUCUAAAACUUAGUAACAGGUUUAUAAUUUUCUUUGUUUGCAUUUGUUGAUAACGCCACUGUAACUAAAUAAUGUAUAUACCUGUGUAGACAUCCGUGAUUUCUCAUUACCAGUUGAUGUACAGUAUGUAAAACGACAGAACUAUUAGAUUCUUGGUGCGAUGUUUUAGAGGAAAUCGGGCUGUUUUAUUUUGGAAAUGCUUUAGGUUGGAAGAGAAGUGGUCAGGCCCAGUCUGUUUUCUCCCGCAGAAAUUCUCUUAUAGGAGAUGACAGAUAGGCACCACUCAGAGUUCCAGACAUUCAGUAGUUCAGUGUUAAUAGAGACCAAACAGAGUUGUAUUGCAUUGUAUUGCUGUUGUUUGGAAAUAUAUUAGUCUGUAGUAUAAUUGUUGCUUUCUACGUGAGAUCAUUUUGUACUUUGUUGUAACGCUGUUGGUAGGCCGCUAAUCAUGAAAUCAAAUAAUUUUAUGAUAUUUAAAUCCCUGGUAUAAAGGAAAAGCAGUAAAUUAUUUGUACAGGGCAGGUACCAUUUUGUAGAGGCCACAUUAUUUCACCAUGUUCCGACCCUUGAAAUUUUUUUUUGUGUGUGUUUUAAUGAGAAUUUAUUAUGAUUAUUUCCUCCAUAAUUUCAUAAUUCCCAAGACGCGUCAGUUAGGCCUGCUAAUGAAAAGCUAAUGUAAUUGUGCUGUGCUUCUUUGCAAUAAAUACAGGAGCCCAAAAAACUGUUAGUAAAACAGCCUUUAAAUGAGACUUGUAAUCAAGGUUCAAAUGCGCUUAAAAAUGUAGGUUAUUCUGACAUAUUAUCAGGUUUGGCGCCAGGACCAUGUGUUUUAAGGGAGUAACGCGUCCAUCUGUCGCCGUAUUAGUCUAUUAUAUUAACACUGCAAUGUGUGCAAUUGCAUUCUCUCUUCCCCAUGUAUCAGUGGUACUGUUUUUAUAAAAACUUGUCUACUUUGUCAUCACAUAGGCUACAGGAAAUUAAUAUUUACAAAAACAGACGGAGUAAAGAGGCAAGACAUUGGGUCGUAAUGGUGUUGAAACCAUUUUACUGGUCUUAACAUCGAUUACGCGCAUAGAAAAAUGAAAUUGUGUCCAACAGGUAGUUCUAAAAACAACAGAAAAAAAACAUAAUUUGAGUUAUUACUUUUGGCAGCAGAUUGACGAUAUGAUGCACAUAUGGCACACAGAUUAAGGCAUAUUGAGGCCGCCAAGUGUCACCUACACAUUAUUAAGAAAUGUCAACAAAAUCUCAGUCACAGUUUUAAACAAUAUGAGCCAAAAAUAACAUACGACUACAUUCAUUUUAAUGGCCCUAUGUUCCAGUAAUCAUUUGACCCAGUUACUUUCAUUAUAAGCUCGUAUGAAUUGGUUAGCAGGCUGAUUGGAAAAGAAAUACACCGUUUAUCAAAUUUUCAGUAAAAAUAAGAGUGAUAUUUUCUAUGAUAAACACGUAGACAACAACAGUGGAAAAGCUUUUCAUCAUUCGUGUCAUAUUGCCAGGUUAUGGAAAUAGCUUAGUCGAAUAAAAUAAAUGUUGUGGGUCUAUAUGCGUUGCUUAUCAAUUCUAUGUGCUUUGGUUUUGUGUUGCGUUUCUAACAGGUGUUCCUACACAACCCAGUGUGUGUGGUCUUAUGUGGAGAUUGGUUUUGCUGCCAUCCUGUGGCAGCGGAUUAUUCCUUCCUCACCGUUUUGGUUAACUAUCAUUUGAAUUCCUUGGGAUCCUUGCAAGCAACCAGUUUAAGGUUUAGAUUAAUGUCAGUCAGGCCGAUUAACAAUUCUAAGAAAAGGGUUUCAACUGAAGCCUGAUAGAAAUAAUUCUGGAAAAUAAUUUAGGCGCCCAAUGCAAUCACAUCUAUUGUCCACUAGAGGUCGCCAGCACCGCCAUGUUGAGCAGAAGAAGACGCUCAUAAGCUGUAUAUGAGACAAAAAAACUAAUGUAUUUUUUUUUUUAUCACAAUCACAAAUCGAAAAGAUUUAUGGCUGAAUUGAGCCAGUACCCAGUUCAUGGACGUCUUUGCUUUUAAAAACUCCACCCUGAAACACAUUACAUAUGUCCAUAGUGAAACAUUUGUGAUGUGCUGAGUGAUUUUGUUGCCAUUUUGGUGGUUAUUGCUGUAUUAUGCUUAUUCCUGUGAGAAGCCAUUGCUUGUGCACCGUUUAAUAAGAGAAAAGAAAUGUAAAUGCCCUCAAACAUAAGUGAUAAUAGACAUGUUUCACUGUUAGCUCCUAAAAACAAGAGUGCAAGAGCUUCUUUUCUCACACACAUUUACUAUUAAUGGUCAGGGUAAUAAUGAUGAAGAAAAAAAAAACAGAAAUAGUGGACAAGGCAAAAAAACUCAAACUUCCAGAAUGUAAUGCAGCUAUUUGACUCGGCUUGAUUAGUUAGUGAUCUAUGAAAUGAUGAACACGUCGAUGAGAAUGAUGACAGUCUUAUUGGCAUGAAAAUGAAAAAUCUUUAGAAUUCCAUUUGAUCAGAAUGUACAGAUGAGGAAGUGAGAGAACUGGACAGUGUAAAAGACUAAAGCUUUGUUACAUCACUUUCUAUAGGUGGAGAUUAUGUGAGGGCUAAUACUAUGCUAGAGAUGAGGUUGCAAUUUGUAAAACUCUCCCUCCAACCAGUAAAAAACAGAAAAUGCCCCCUCAACUUUUCAACUCAUCAACUUGGGGUAGUCUAACUACCAGUUCCUUCUCUGUUUACAGAGUGAUACCAAAUCAAUAUGGCCGUGUACACUUUAAACACUGUAAAGUCUCCCUUCUCUACAUUUAAAUUUGUUUAUUGCAGCAUUGGCUUUAGAUGAAUUGAUAAAUUGAGACAUAUUUAAGAAGGUAAUCAGAAGGUUAUCUAUCCACCCAUCCACUGUCUAUACCCGCUUUAUUCCUAAUUAGGGUCACGGGGGUCUGCUGGAGCCUAUCCCAGCACACAUUGGGCAAAAGGCAGGGGUACACCCUGGACAGGUCGCCAGUCCAUCACAGGGCAGAAGGUUAUUAGAAUCAGCAGAAGGUUAGAAGGUUGUUAGAAAUUAUUACUCAUGUAACUAACAUUAGCUGGCUGCUCCUAACGCUACUUGCUAUCGUCUGCUGGUGUUGCUGUACUGCAGUUUCAGUCCAAAAUGCAGUAUAAAUGUUUAAAGUCAUCUGUAGCACAACAGUAUCAAUAGCCACUCAGUCCUGUGAUAAAAUAAUAAAAUAAAUGCGGAUAAAAUUAUUUUUUAUUUCACCUCACAUGUCUAAUGUGCCAAAGUGCAAAAUUACAUCAUUACACCUUGCAAAUUGCCACUGAAAAGGCACCACAAGUGAGGCAGAAAUCACACAAGCAACAGUAUUAGCAGGAAGUCACAUGGUUUGUGGGUAAUGUAGGAAACUAAGCUGUUAACCAAAGGGAAAAUAGACAGAUGUGUUGAGGAAUGUCUCUAAAGAAAUUACAAAUAAAAAGGUUUAAUGAUAAGGACAGUGAAGAGUCUUCUGCUGAUUUUGAAAUUAGGAUAUGUUAGCCUUUUCGGUCACAUUGACAGCUCUAUAGUUUAACCAUUACCCUUAGUAAACACAGCACAUACAGUAGUAGUUUUUAGUGUUUUCACUCUAUGGUUCUAUCUAGUUAUCUAUACGGCACCGUGUAGAUAUAUACAUACAUACCAUGGCUGCUCCCCAGUGAAGAAAUACACACAUACACACACACACAGACACAGAGAGAGAGAGAGAGAGAGAGAGAAAGCUCAGUAAACAACAAAAAAUGUACUUAUAUGCCCUGAAAACACUUUUUGACAGAUUUCUUGAGAACUCAAGUAGCAACUUGGCAGCAGAUCAUUGCUCACAAAUGUGCUAAUGUGACCAGAGGUUCAUGCUGCUUGACCUUGUGUAAUAGCAUAAAAAACCAUGUUACAUUUUGCCUGUUUUUAGUUGUUCCCUGAACUCCCUUAACACAACCUUAGCAGCAAACGAUUUAAAAAAUAAC
Hemibagrus wyckioides is the source of this 8147-nucleotide messenger RNA. It is a transcript of the gene tbr1b, whose product is annotated as T-box brain transcription factor 1b. The transcript is spliced from 6 exons. The record is from RefSeq and is a predicted model, not a curated record. Gene Ontology annotation, molecular function: RNA polymerase II cis-regulatory region sequence-specific DNA binding; DNA-binding transcription factor activity, RNA polymerase II-specific. Gene Ontology annotation, cellular component: nucleus. The coding region runs from base 1988 to 4027 and encodes 679 amino acids. Lineage: Eukaryota; Metazoa; Chordata; Actinopteri; Siluriformes; Bagridae. Gene Ontology annotation, biological process: commitment of neuronal cell to specific neuron type in forebrain; cell fate specification; regulation of neuron projection development.